UUUCGCUUUCCACUCGUAUGUGUGUGUGCGUUUCUCUACCGUGCCUGGCGGUCGGUGGAGUGCGCAGAGUGUGUGCUGCGGCGGAUUUUGCGUCUUGGCGGUGCUUAGUACUGGUGUAACCCCCUUUUCCUUGCUUCCACCAUAACGCCGAUCUUCGUCCGGACGUUUUGUAAAGAUGUCGGAAGACCACAACGACCACGACGAGUGCAACGAAAUCCAGGACAUACCGGAGAUUGAGCUCAUCAUCAAGGCUUCCACAAUCGAUGGGCGCCGGAAAGGAGCCUGCCUUUUCUGCCAGGAGUACUUCAUGGACCUGUACCUGUUGGCCGAGCUCAAGACCAUCUCUCUCAAGGUGACAACCGUGGACAUGCUGAAGCCUCCACCAGACUUCCGCUCUAACUUUGAUUCGACUCCACCACCAAUCCUGAUUGACGGGGGUGAGGCAGUUCUUGAGAAUGAGAAGAUUGAGCGCUACAUUAUGAAGAACAUCCCCGGUGGACACAACCUGUUUGUGCAGGACAAAGACACUGCCACCGUUAUUGAGAACCUGUACAGUAAAUUCAAGCUGAUGCUGACCCGCCGGGAUGAGCAGUCCAAGAAGUCUCUGCUCAACCAGCUCAGCAACAUCGACGCCCAUUUGCGCAAGGGGGGCUACCGCUUCCUCACGGGUGACACCAUGUGCUGCUUCGACUGUGAGCUCAUGCCGCGCCUGCAACACAUCCGCGUUGCUGGCAAGUACUUUGCGGACUUCGACAUACCACGCACACUGUCUGCACUGUGGGGCUACAUGGGCCACAUGUAUCAGCUGGAUGCGUUUACCCAGUCAUGUCCUGCAGACCAGGACAUUAUCAACCACUACAAACUGCAGCAGAACACCAAGGUGAAUAAGCAUGAGGAGCUUGAGACGCCCACGUUCACCACAUCAUUGCCUGCUGAGCUCAACAACCACCACUGAUGGGCCCUUCCUUCGUUCCUUGCCCACCCUUUUACGAGAUGAUGCAGCACAUGGCCAGCAGUACUUGUGUCGAGUCACGCGAUAUAUUUGCGAACAUUUGUGUAGCCAAAUUGAUGGCGUCAGCAGCAGUGGCAGCAUUUUUGCUAAUUAUAUGCACACCAAAGCUUGUAACACGAUUGCUGGAUCUGACAUCUUCUGCAGCAGUGUUUGUUGUUCGCACGGUGAAGGGGCCAUUUUUCUAAAAAGGGUGCAAAGCAGACCGACUGUGUUGUUAAGCAUUUGAGGGGGCUGUUGUCUUCACACCAGGCAACGGCCACAGCAGUGCAUGUUAAUGCGCAUUCUUGCAUUUUAGCAAAGAGUGUGGCUUAAGGUAUGAAUGGUGUAGGCAACAAACUAGUGUUGUGAGAUCUGCGACAGUGAAGUGAUAUAAACUUUUCAAAGUGGCUUGGUUCGCCGAGCUGUCUUUUUGGAAACCAGAGAAUUGGCUUCAGAAGGAAGCUAUAUCAUCUGUAUGAGUUCGCUUAGAAAGUCUUAGAAGCACUACUGCUGUUAUGCCCAGCGUGAGCAGACCUCGUCGGGAGGAAAACCACCUCCUUUUGUCCUGAUAGCAUGCAAUUCAAUUUUAUUGUCCAACAAAUGAAAUAAAUACCAGACAGUAGUAUAAAAUUUUGGGGUAUAAUAGACCUGCCUUCAUGUCUGACGCAGCUUUAGUGUAACGAAGCUACACAGCAUUGAACUAGAAAACAGUGGUUACAAUAGUCGUAGGUUAGUUGUUACACUGAAAUGGUGCUAGGUGCGUUUCUUUUUUAGGAAAGUGCUCAGCGCAGCGUCAACUGUUCUUUAGUAGGAUGCAUUGCAUAAAAGUCGGACAUCUGUCACACUUGCCUAACAGGCAUUGGAAUAUAUUUAUCAAAGAGUGGUGUUUCUAGAAGAAAGGAUUAAGGGAACUCGGUGCCGUUUGUCUGCAAUUAAGGCCCUGUAAAUUUUUGCCUCAGUGUCAGCUGCUGCCGAUUCUUUAUUGUGUGUGCUAUCCUUCUUUUUUUCACUUCUUCCUUGUUUUUUUCUCCUCAUGGGAGGGCGUUUUAUCAGCGAGGUGGCUAGCAUGUGCCAGGCAUUUGAGAAGUGAAGUCCACAACGCAAAUUUGUGAAGCGAGCAAUGGCCACUUUGCUAGCAUGCCAGCAUUUAAUGUCAAGGCAUGUGAACCUUAAAUUUAGUUAAUAUAUAUGCAUAAUUUUUGAAGGCUAUGUUUGGUGCUCUUUUUGUUCUAUAGUUCGCUGCUGGCUGCUCCCUUCAGUGCUCGGUGAUGCCAAAUGAAGCUCGGUGAUGCAUUUUAAUAAGGGUUGCUAUGCAAGCACGAAAGUGCUGGUAGAAAAGUCAAUGGAAGGCAUGGAACAGAAGGCAAAGAGGGACAACACGAGCGCUGUGUUGCAAUUUUCUGGAGAAAUGUGGCCUGGCGCUGUAAGUUCAUUGGCUAUAGUGCAGUUCUCUUGUAAAGUGUUUAUACAGCUUUAAGGAAAGCAGGAUACCAAGGUGCGUUGUAUAUAGAAUAGCUGUGUAUUAGUCGAGAGCUUCCACAUGAAAAACGAAAUGUGUGAAAGCAGUGUCUAUGUCUCUGCUUGUGUCUGCCCUUCUGGAAGUAUUCGAGACUGCUGCGACACACAAGCUACUAUUUUAGGGCUUGUAGAAUUUCAGAUCCUAACUUCUACAACGAUAAUAUCGCAUGCCAGCUUGGUGCAUUUAGCUGAGUCAUGCUUUGGUGCCCUCGAGCGCACAAAGAAGCCCUCUCUUGAAGUGCCACAUUUGUAUUUAGGCGAGCCUGACAGUCGCCCAUUUUUUUUUUUUUUGGUCCUGCCUCGUGGGUUCUUUCACCUUUAAAAUGAUUACUUUCACAUUGUGUGAGCCGCUGUGUGCCUUUUCUUUUUUUUCCCUUAUCUGUUUCUAUGAAAACCGGCUAAGAUAUUAGUUGUAGAUAUACACCCAUGUACAUAGGACUUCCAUGUUGCCUCGCCUAAUGUGACAUCUCCACCUUUGUUAUCCUAGAGCAUAGUGUUAUUGAAAAUGAAGACUUUGAGAGUUGAAAUACUUUUGUGACAUGCUUGCUACUGACACAUGCUGCAUUAUCACUGCACACUUUAGGUAUUCAGGUGAAAGUGCAACGUUGACCUUACGCCCUGCAGCAGGGUUAAGGGCACAUCCUGCUAGCAUGCAUCUUGAUUGCUUGACUGCGUUUGGUCCGGGUUAUGAAUUUGGUAUGGCAUGGCACUUGUUGGGAAGAACUUUGCAUUUUAUGCCAAUGUUUGCUUAUAGAGCACCUUAAUGUGAUGCGACCUUUCCAGUUCAUUAUACUUAAAAUGAGGCAUUGGCUUGAGACUUAAAAUGAGGCAUUGGCUUGAGGUGUUGCUCAGAAAGCAAAUCUGAAGGCAAUUAAAAAAAAAGGCUGACCACAAUAAAAGCAAAACGCAAGAUGGUUCGGCUCGCGCACUACAGCUGCUCGAUUAACAUUUUUUUUUGUGUGUGUGAAGAAGGCGAAACAUGUUACCCUUUGCUCUUAUCGUGUCCAGCGUUUCAUUUUAAUUGCCAUCCUGACCAGGUGCAGUUUGAUCCAGCUAUCAAUUUGAAUGGGAAUUUGAGCAUUUCAUGCGAGGAUUGUAAAGUAAGUCUCUGGAUACGUGCUGCUACCACUACAAAAGCAGAAUAUCUGAGAACGUCACUUGCAAGCCGGUCUGCCAUGGCCUUUACUACGAGAUUCAUCGUUUAAGAUGCAAGCAUGAUUAACCUGACAGCAGCACUGGAGGUGUAUUGUGUAGUUUGCAUGAGAUGUGUGCAAGAUAUUGGAGCGUAGUUCUGGGGACGAAAUUUGCACGUGAUGCAUGGUGGCAAGUUAAAUGUUUGUCAAAGAAUGUGCUAAUGUUCAAAUUAACUAGAAACUGUUGUGUCGGGCACGUGCAUCAAUUCCGAUGAUUUAUUCCGAGGACUACUUUGAAAGCUGUUCUGAGACACUUGUAUAGAAGCCUGAAUUUUGUUUUCAUGUGUGAAUGUAUGCGUGUGCGUGUGUGGGUGCAUAUGUGUGCGUGCAUACGUGUGCAUACAAAAAAGAUUUUGCUCACAGCAAUUUGUAAUGCUUGUAUGCAACAAUAAACGCCACUAGAAACUUA
Rhipicephalus microplus (southern cattle tick) is the source of this 4111-nucleotide messenger RNA. RefSeq names its product chloride intracellular channel protein 5 (gene Clic). The record is from RefSeq and is a predicted model, not a curated record. Gene Ontology annotation, biological process: chloride transport. Gene Ontology annotation, molecular function: chloride channel activity. NCBI's taxonomy places the organism in Eukaryota, Metazoa, Arthropoda, Arachnida, Ixodida, Ixodidae. Gene Ontology annotation, cellular component: apical plasma membrane; cytoplasm.